UGAAGUGCGGUUGAGCUGUUGUGUGUUUGUGUCUCUAUAUUCAAGCAGUAAAAUGGCAGAAGCCAGAGUUUUUCAGGAUGAGUUAAUGUGUGCAGUGUGUCAGGAUCUCCUGAAGGAUCCAGUGACCAUUCCCUGUGGACACAGUUACUGUAAGAGCUGUAUUACAGACUGCUGGGAUCAGGAGGAUCAGAUGAGAGUCUACAGCUGCCCUCAGUGCAAACAGACCUUCAGUCCAAGACCUGCUUUAGCUGGGAACACCAUGCUGGCUGAAGUGGUGGAGAAACUGAAGAAGAGGAAACGUCCUGCUGACUGUGACGCUGGAGCUGGAGAUGUGCAGUGUGACGUCUGUACUGGAAGAAAAUAUAAAGCCAUCAAGUCCUGUCUGGUGUGCCUGAAUUCUUACUGUCAGCAUCACCUUGAGGAACAUGAAAGUUGGUUUAAAGGAAAGAGACACAAUUUGACUGAUGCCACUGGACGACUGCAGGAGAUGAUCUGCCAGAAACAUGACAAGAUCCUUGAGGUUUUCUGUCGCACUGACCAGAAAUGUAUAUGUGUGCUGUGUACGAUGGAUGAACAUAAAAACCACGACACUGUCUCAGCUGCAGCACAGAAGACAGAGAAACAGCACCAGCUGAAGGAGACGCAGAAGACGUUCCAGCAGAGAAUCCAGCAGAGAGAGAAAGAUCUCCAGCAGCUGAGAGAGGCUGUGGAGUCUCAUAAGCGCUCUGCACAGACAGCAGUGGAGGACAGUGAGAGGAUCUUUACUGAGCUCAUGCGCUCCAUUAUGAGAAGCCAGUCUGAGCUGAUACGGCUGAUCAGAGAUCAGGAAAAGCAAGCAGUGAGUCGAGCUGAAGGACGACUGGAGCGACUGGAGCAGGAGAUCAAUGAUCUGAGGAGGAGAGACGCUGAGCUGGAGCAGCUUUCACACACACAGGAUCACAUCACAUUCCUGCAGAGUUUCCAGUCUCUCUCAGCAACUCCUGAAUCUACAGACGUAAAUGAUGAUCCCUUCAGUUCUCUCUUCUCUUUUGAUGACCUGAGAGAAUUUGUCCAUCAGCUGAGAGACAAACUGGAGGAUUUCUGCAAAGAGGAGCUCAAGAAGAUCUCAGACAGAGUCACGGUCACCAACAUUGUUCCCAGGAUCAGGAACGACCUCCUACAAUAUUCCCAUCAGCUCACUCUGGAUCUGAAAACAGCACAUAAACGUCUCCGUCUGUCUGAGAACAACAGAGUGAUUACUGUCGCUGGCACAGAUCAGUCGUAUCCUGAUCAUCCAGACAGAUUUGAUGCGUAUCGUCAGGUGUUGUGUAAAGAGAGUGUAUGUGGACGCUGUUACUGGGAGCUGGAGUGGAGUGGAAAUAUGUUUGGUGGGGUGCGUCUAUCAGUGUCAUAUAAGAGCAUCAGCAGGAAGGGAGGUGUUGAGUGUUUGUUUGGAUAUAAUGAUCAGUCCUGGAGUUUGUCCUGCUUUCCCUCCAAAUACGUAUUCUGGCACAGUAAGAUACAGACUGCUCUCCCUGUAGAGUCCAUCAGCAGUAGAAUAGGAGUGUAUGUGGAUCACAGUGCAGGAACUCUGUCCUUCUACAGCGUCUCUGAUACAAUGAGCCUCAUCCACACAGUCCAGACCACAUUCACUCAGCCGCUCUAUCCUGGGUUUGGAUUUGGGUCCGGCUCAUCUGUGAAACUGAGAAAUAUUGUUGAUGAAUCAGAAUAGAUUGGUCCAUUAAUUAGGCAUAUAAGUAGCUAGGCGAAUGCCUACUUUACUUUAACACGGUGUCUACGCCAGACGCGAGCGGCACAACAUGACAAGUCAAUAGACCCGUUACGAUAGGUAAAGCUGUCCGCAAUGUAUGCAGUGCGAUACGGCCAGUGCAACAAAACUUCUGCUACUGCUGCUAUUGAUAAUAUUCACUAACAUUUCAAUACUGAGUGAUAUUCACAAUGUUGUAGUAGGAAUUUACUGUGCGAGCUGUUGCGGUUGUAAUAUUUAAUCAGAAUUUGCAAAGCAUAAACUACUGCUGCUGCGCAACACCUGCUGUAAGGCCUGUUUAAUAAGCGAAGUAAUAAAUGCCUGUUGCACUUAAAAGAGUUAAUUAACCCUCGAUGAGUUAUCACUAAACUUUCAUGCAACUAAAGCGCUUUCUGCUGCCGCUACUAUAUUAGCAACAAUAAUAUGACUUGCUAUGCAUGCUGCUGCUAAUAUUAUUUCUAACCUUGCAUCUGAAUUUGCUAUGCAUGCUAUACAAUUUGCUAACAAUGCGAUCUGAAUAGCUAUGCAUACUGCUGCACGAAAGUACUUAGAAUGCUACUGCCCCUUUAUUAAAUACCCAAACACAACCGAUUAAUGCUUAUUUCGAUUUGAAGAGUUCUAUAAACCCUGUUGAAUUGAAUAACAAGUAAUGAAAUGCCUAAAUCACCUAAAGUUCACUACCAUCCAAACGUUAUCUUUUCAGUGAAUUUCAUGCAAGUAAAUGUACUUUCUGCUGCCGCUGCUAUAUUAGCAACAAUGACGAUUGGACUGCCAUGCAGACUGCCGCUAAUAUUUCUAACAUUGCGUCCGAAUUGCUAUGUGUGCUGCUGCUAUAAAAAUUCACUAAACUAGCAAUCUGAAUAGCUAUACAUACUGCUGCUACAGCUGCACGACGGUACUUAGAAAUGCUAUAGUGUCUUUAUUAGCAAGCAAACGCAAUCAAAUGAUACCUAUUUCACUUUGAAGGGUUCAUAAAAUCUACUGUAUGCCUUGUUAAAUAAGCAAAGAAAUAAAAUGCCUAUUUCACUUUAAAGAGUUACUUACCCAAUAUGUUAUCACUGAAAUUUCAAGCAACUAAAGUACUUUCUGCUGCCACUGCUAUA
Molecule: messenger RNA, 2850 nt
Organism: Onychostoma macrolepis
Lineage: Eukaryota; Metazoa; Chordata; Actinopteri; Cypriniformes; Cyprinidae
Product: tripartite motif-containing protein 16-like
Exons: 6
Coding region: 53-1711 (552 amino acids)
Molecular function (GO): zinc ion binding; protein binding
Source: RefSeq, a predicted model, not a curated record